This is a messenger RNA of Neurospora tetraspora, 1860 nucleotides long. RefSeq lists its product as uncharacterized. The transcript is spliced from 3 exons. Bases 1 to 1860 code for a protein of 619 amino acids. The record is from RefSeq and is a predicted model, not a curated record. NCBI's taxonomy places the organism in Eukaryota, Fungi, Ascomycota, Sordariomycetes, Sordariales, Sordariaceae.
AUGGAUUUCCGUAAAUACCAUGACCGAGACGAGUAUCCAUACGAAUCACGUCGAACAUCGGACCAUGAUCGUCAUCGACAGGAACGAAGAAGCGAUGAUUACCAUCACACCUCUGCCAGAAUGCGUAACAGAGAAGGCCAACACGAUUAUCAAGACGAGUUCGAUGUGCCAGCUAGCCAACCUGAGAAAACAGAUUAUGUUCAAUCAUGGCUGCAGCGGUCACAAGCGAAUCGCGCCCGCCCGCCAGAACCGAUUCCGGGAGACAAACCACGAAAGAUUUCGCCGCGAGUGCACAUGGUCAAACAGGCUAGUCAAAAGAAAAAGAGAACACGAUCAGAGUCGCCCGAGCCAGCACGCCCAAGGGAGACCCAUAGCCCAGUUGCUCUUCGAUUUGAAAAGAGGUCUCGACACAAAACAAGGCAUGACAAAUACGACUACAAGCCUGAAGUAGACCGCAACAAGAGACGGGCUAAGAGUAAAGAACAUCGCCGUGAUGACAGUUAUGGGUCCUUGGAGGAUGUUCAAAGACACAAGCGAAGUGAAUAUCAACAUAUGCAACGGUCGAAUGAUCAUGUCCAACGAACCGAACCCGGCCCUUCCCGACAUCGGAGCUCUAAAGCAAAGGAGAUCGAAGCUUUAUCAAGACGCCCUGACCAUAGAUCAAGAGCGGCGGAGCCGAGACCAAGAAGCCGAAAGCAGCAGGUGGAAGAUAAGGAAUUGGAGGAGCUGUCUGCGUUCUUUACGCGGAGAGCUGGCGGUGAAAGAGCCGAAGCUGAAAAAAUACGCCACCGAGCUCGUCGAGAACAACGCCAUGACACUGCUGCUGCCAGACAUCCUGCUUCAGAUGUCCGCCAACAACGAACACAAGAUUCACCCACCACUUCGCUCCAUCCUAGUAGAAGCAUCGCCUCUACCAGACAACCUUCGCCCACGUCUCUCCAGCCGAACACUCAUGUCUCCUCGUGUGCUGAUGAUCCAAGAAAUAUCCUGCCAACCCGUCCGAGUAGCAGAUCAACCACGUACUUCACAUGGUCAAUAAGUGACAGGGGUCCAAAUGCUAGGGCGCCAGUAUCCAACGAUUCCACAUCGGAGAGACCACAGAGGAGUAUUCAAAGCUCUGCUAGGAAAGUGGUCCUUCAGGAGCGGAAAAUAAAGAGCCCUAACGUGGUUUUGGAGGAUUUAAAGAUCAGGCCAACUUCGAGAGCAAAGCAUCGUCCACGGAAACGAGUAGUGUACAGGGAUGCUCAGGUCCAAACAUCUUUUGAUGCAGAAACAGGUCAAAAUCGCCAACACGCAAAAAAGGCAACUCCCCAGUAUCGAGAUUCUGCAGUCAUGACAGCAGAUGAUAACAGCAACCUCAAAGAACGUGUCUCCAUGCUGGCUGUAGAAUCAUUGACGGAUAUGAAUAAGAGGCCUGUGGAUGAGCAGCAUUCAUCCGAUGCUACAGCAGCAAGACAGAUAGGUGCACAACCUCAGUCACAGUCCCAGCCUCAACCACAAGCUUGGGUUACCUACAGUGCUGAGGAUAGACUCAUUCCUCAGCCGCUUAUAGCAGCGAGUAACUUGCCUGUCCAAGGAGGCUGGCAAGCAUAUCAAGGACCUUCUGCUGGACAAGAGGUCGGUCGUUAUAUGCGACUCCUUCCACCCUCAAGAAUUCAGGCUCUAAUGCCUUCUCAUCGAUUAACCCCUUUGCGCCCUGGCAUCCUUCAUGCCCUUCAACUCGGCCUUUUCAUAUUCCUACGCAGGGGCCACCUCGUGAAAGUAUGGAAGACUACAUCAACAGGAUUGAACAAGAAGCCUUGCAGGAUUCCACCAACAAUGAAGAGAUGGAUCAAUUACAGCCCCAUCGUCCCGAAUUGA